This is a messenger RNA of Aureobasidium melanogenum CBS 110374, 873 nucleotides long. RefSeq lists its product as uncharacterized. Lineage: Eukaryota; Fungi; Ascomycota; Dothideomycetes; Dothideales; Saccotheciaceae. The coding region runs from base 1 to 873 and encodes 290 amino acids. The record is from RefSeq and is a predicted model, not a curated record. The transcript is spliced from 2 exons.
AUGAUCACCUAUGAAGACCUUACACUGACACAGCUCAAGAAGAUGGCUUCUGAGCGCGGUCUCAAAAUUGAGAACCAACGCGCGAGGAAGCCAUUUGUGACAGCACUGAAAGCCGCUGACGAUGAGAACAAAGAAAACAUACCUCCUGGGACUGAGGAAGCCUUGAAACAAGAGGCAGACAUGGGUGAACGCCCGGACGGUCGAACCAAGCGGCUAGAAAAGACGACUGCACAGCCAUUGGUACGCACAAUGUCGCCGAGCCCCAAUCCUGAGGCUCAACCUGCUCUUUCUCAGCCACACUAUCAUUGUGAAAAGUGUAAGGUUCCGUCUGCCUCAGAGGAGUUGCAUAGAGUUCCGGAAACUCGUGGCCCGUAUUAUGCCUAUCUGAGAUAUGAGGAUGAUACGAGCAACAAGUUUUACCGUCUUCAGGUUAGAAAAAGCGGCACUGAAGAUCUAUAUUACGUCAGGACACAUUGGGGACGCCAUAAAACAUCAAAUCCCUCCUGCGGAUCUUAUGGUUUCAAGAGUCCGGAUGAUGCUAUAGCCAAAUUUGGGAAAGUUUUUCGAGAGAAAACCAGUCUGGACUGGGUUGACCGAGGCAUGGAUCCAAAGAAGAAGAAAUACAGCUACAUAAAGCCUAAGGAUGGAAGCUCCCUCCAGGACGCUGAAGAUGGGAACGUCGGCUCUAGUGACAGAUCGGAGUCCCAACGCACGAAUCUCGUCGACGACAACCUAUCCCAGACGGACACCUCUCGGAAAUCAGUGAAGGUGCCGUCAGGAGGAUCCGAUAGCGACCGUAGCGUUACCCCAACGCCCACCAAAUCUCGUACUCGAGCUCGAACUCGAGCUCCUACUCCUCGUAGAAAGUCUUGA